This is a messenger RNA of Perognathus longimembris pacificus (Pacific pocket mouse), 4079 nucleotides long. RefSeq names its product tyrosine-protein phosphatase non-receptor type substrate 1-like. The transcript is spliced from 9 exons. Gene Ontology annotation, cellular component: plasma membrane. Lineage: Eukaryota; Metazoa; Chordata; Mammalia; Rodentia; Heteromyidae. The record is from RefSeq and is a predicted model, not a curated record. Bases 239 to 1771 code for a protein of 510 amino acids. Gene Ontology annotation, biological process: positive regulation of T cell activation; positive regulation of phagocytosis.
CUAGCCUCCCCGCCCUGGGGAAGCUGGGAGCUGCGGAGCCCGUGGCGGAGGCCCGGGUGGGUCGGCCGGCCGACUGGCCGCAACUUCCCCAGUCCACCUUAAGAGGACGAUGUAGGCAGCUGGCAGCGCCGACCUUAGAAAAACAAGUUUGCGCAAAGUGGAGCGGGCCGGGCCUCGGGGCGACUCGGGCGGCGCUAGCAGAGCCCCGGCGUCCUUCCCGCCGGCGCAGCCGCGGCCCAUGGAGCCCGCCGGCCCGGCCCCCGGCCGCCUCGGGCCGCUGCUCUGCCUGCUGCUCGCAGCGUCCUGCGCCUGGUCAGGAGCAGCUGAAGAUGAGCUGCAGGUGAUACAGCCAGACAGAGCAGUGUCUGUUGCCGCUGGACAGUCGGCCAUGCUGCGCUGCACUGCGACCUCUCUGCGCCCCUUGGGGCCCAUCCAGUGGUUCAGGGGGAAAGGACCAAGCCGGGAGUUGAUCUGCAAUUUCAAAGAACCAUACCCUCCCCGCGUCACACCAGUUGCAGAUCCCACACAGAGAGAAAACAGAGACUUUUCCAUCCGCAUCCAGAAUGUCACCCCAGCAGACGCGGGCACCUACUACUGUGUGAAGUUCGAGAAGAUGCCCUCUGGGGACCGGGAGUUUAAAUCUGGAUCAGGCACUGAGCUGUCUGUGAGUGCCAGACCUUCUGCUCCCGUGGUUGCGGGCCCUGUGGCCAGGGCCAUACCUGGGCAGACAGUGAAUUUCACCUGCAAGUCCCACGGCUUCUCCCCCCGGAACAUCACCCUGAGAUGGUUCAAAAAUGGGAACCAGCUCUCUGACUCCCACACCAGCCUGGACCCCAAGGGAGAGAGCGUCUCCUACAACGUUUCCAGCACAGCCAGGGUGCAACUGGCCCCCGGGGACGUCCGCUCUCAGGUCAUCUGCGAGGUGGCCCAUGUCACCUUGCCCGGGGGCCCUCUUCGUGGGACUGCCAACUUGUCUGACGCCAUCCGAGUGCCGCCCACCCUGGAGGUCAGCCAGCAGCCCACCAUGGCAGGAAACCAGGUGAACGUCACCUGCCUGGCAUCCAACUUCUACCCCUCGAGCCUGCGGCUGAGCUGGAUGGAGAAUGGAAACGUGUCACGGGUCGAAACGGGCUGGGCCCGCACCGAGAACAAGGAUAGGACCUUCAACCACACGAGCUGGCUGCUGGUGAACACCUCUGCGCACAGGGAGAGCGUGGCGCUCACCUGCCAGGCGGAGCACGAGGGCCAGCCCGCCAUCACUGCCAACCUCACCCUGGAGGUCUCUGCCCAGCAGAAGGAGCAGGGCGCCGACACCACCCCUAAUGGCAAGACUAGCUGGAAUAUCUUCAUCGUGGUGGGCGUGGUGUGUGCUCUGCUGGUGGUCUUGCUGAUGGCCGCCCUCUACCUCCUCAGAAUCAAACAGAAGAAAGCCAAGGGGUCUACUUCUUCCACGAGGUUGCAUGAGCCGGAGAAGAAUGCCAGAGAAAUAACCCAGGUACAGUCCUUGAUCCAGGACACCAAUGACAUCAAUGAUAUCACCUACGCCGACCUGAAUCUGCCCAAGGAGAAGAAACCCGCCCCCCGGGCUGCCGAGCCCAACAACCACACAGAGUACGCCAGCAUUCAGACCGGCCCCCCGCCCAAGUCGGAGGACACCCUCACUUAUGCAGACCUGGACAUGGUCCACCUCAACCGGGCCCCCAAACCGCCAGCUCCCAAGCCUGAGCCAUCCUUCUCAGAGUACGCUAGCGUCCAGGUCCAGAGGAAGUGAACCAAGGUUCCAGUCAGCUCUAGGGUCUGGCCCCACAGGCUUUCUUGUGCCCCGUGUAGAGUGGCCAUGAUGAGGACAGCCAGCCCCAUUUCCAGAAGGCCCCGGGACCAGGAAUGAGGGUGGUUCUGAUCUGCCUGCCCACCUCCCCGCCUUGGCUCUCCAGCAUUUCCAGCUCAGCCAUGCCUCCAUCUUUGUCCCACCUCUGAAGGAGGAGAGAUCAUCUAACCAGCCAAGGACUUGGCCAGAGCCUUUCAAGAGUCCAAGGACUGUUGUGCCUCUGACUACGUCAAGCACAGGUCUGGGUCAUGGUUGUUGAGAGACCCCAGGGCUACCUCCUUGAUGUUCCACAAGCCUGAUCUUCCAGGUGAAGAGGGAAGAAGAUCCCACUUCCUGCCUGCCACCUUCACCCAACUGGGGGCUUUGGGGACAUUGCCCUUCCGAUCAAACUGUCCCAUCCAUGGAGAAGCUGGGGAAGAAACCACAAAAAACUUUGAGAUCCGCAAUCUGAGCCCUGGUGAGGCUAUUAUUAACAUCCCCGGUGUGCCCCCCCUUCUCCGGGCUGAUGAGCCACGAGCCUUGGGGAAGGUGGGGGAAUGGCUCUUCUUCCUGGGGACAGCUGCGACUCCUGGGACAACCAUCAAACUCAUCCGGGGUGCUCCCGCCUCUCCUUUCUAGACCCGAGCUUGCUUCCUCCAGCUAGCACUAACAGCAGCACGCUGUGGACGCCUGUAAAUUAUUGAGAAAUGUGAACCGUGCAAUCUUGAAGCCGAGGUGUUAGAAAACUUGAUCUGUGGUGUUACGUUUUGUUUUUUGGUUUUGGCUUUUUUCGGGUCCCUCCCCACUUCCCCCUUAAAACAACAACAUCAUUAUCUUGGCUCUUUUGUCAUGUGUUGAAGUUCCUGGUUGGGUCUUGUGAAGUCUGAGGUUUAACAGUUUCUUAUCCUGGAAGGGGAUUUCUUACCGCAGGAACUGAGGUCCUCCUUGAUUAGGUUCUUCUAGGAUGGAAAGGAGGAUCUGUUUGGGCAGCUCUGUGGAGGUGCUCGGCCAUCUCUCUGGGACUAACUUGACCUUGUUCUGGGCUGAGCCACAGGCCCGGUCCUGCUGCCCUCCACAGCCAGCCGGCCUCAGCGGCCUCGCCAUCCAUCGUAAGUGCAUUUCCUCAGCUCCCUCUGCUCUUCCGCAAAGAGGAGCUGGGAGCGGAAUCGUGACAUCCCUGGCUGCUGUCUCUCAAGCACUUUAGGGACAGGCGGAGGGGGAAGGGUACUGAGCUGGCAUCUGCCCAACUCCUUCAGCAAGCGUACCCCCUUUCCCUCUGAGCUGCCUGCCCCUCCCCUAUGCAGGAAGAUGCUUCCUAUUUUUUUUUUCUUCUCCCAAGCCUCAUGGGGAUUAAACUGGAACCAAUGCUGGUCUCAGCCAGGCUAGACCAGCGGUGGGCCAGGACAUGUCCCUCUGUCCCUCUGUCUCAGGAGGUUGGGCAGAGGCUGUGACCCAGUUACUCUCUGACCUCUCCUUAUCUUUUUAGCUAGGCCUCACCGGGUGCAGGUGAGCAAGCAUUGCAGCCCUGCUCAUUCCGUCUCCACGUAGAACUCAGAGAAUUCAGACGCUGAUGCCGCUGGAAGCCAGAGGGACUCCUGGCUUGGGCCUUCCAGGAGACAAGUGGGGCCACCCUGCCUGUUUCUGCAGGUGUCAUGAUGGGGGUAGAGUGGGAAGAGGAACCCCAAGAGUUGAAUGAGGACUCAUCAGCUCUCUGGGAUGGGUCACUUGGUAUUUUACAGGGUGGCAUCCGGGAGUGGGCGGAGCCAACAGGCCGUGUAGACAGCACUGGCUGACAAGCCUGAGCCUCCCAUAUGUCUGAGCCACCAUGGCCCAAGCCACCUGCUUGGGCUGGUUCCCCGAUUCCAAAGGUGUUGGUUUGUAAACCUCCUUCCUUCUCUUUGGCCCAGACAGCACACGCAUGUUUGGAUACACACACACACACACACACACACACACACACACACACACACACGAUUUUAAAAGGAUGUUUCCUUGGUGCCAUCUUAAUUUCAUUUUCCUUUGCUCUUUGGAGGGGGAUGUAAGGGAAUGUGGCUAGCUUUAGCUUCCGCCAGGCAGCCUAGAGGGUCCCCACAGCUUAUGGAACCCCAGGAAAAGGAAGAGGUUAAAACAACCCUGCGGAAGGAGGGUGGUUUCAGGAGUUUAUUUUCAGACUGUUGGGAAGGAAAUAGGCCCCAUUUUUGUAUAUAGUUGCAACUUAAAACUUUUUGGCUUGCAAAAUAUUUUUGUAAUAAAGAUUUCUGGGUAACAAUGA